AUGGCCCGAAAGUCAAGCAGGAUAUCACAAGCUACUGAUCAAGCCAAACACAUUGACACUGAAUGCGCUCACUUUAAGAUUCUCCACGCCAAGCAUAAGGAUGCAGCCAAGUUAUUUGAUACACUUUUCAAAAUCGCUGGAUAUCAAGCAAUUGUCACACUGUACUGGAGGGACUUUACCUCAGGUCAACAGGGAGGCUUUGUCUACCUCCAGGAGAAACUCGAACUCACCGAUGAAGCUGAUCAAGACAAAAUCACUACACUGAUCCGGUGCGCUCACUUUGUCCGAUUCCCCUCGGGCACUCCUUCUGGAUUGUCGAAUGAAGUGAUGCUUGCUGCAAUUGAGGGCUCCACCCCUCCCACCAAAAAGAUACUCACCAAGGCUGACAAACUCAAAUGGUCAGCCGCAAUCGUACAGAAAGGCUUCCGAGCAGAAUAUAAGGGACACGAUCUUAUUGUUCUCCCAACCCUGAAAACCCUCAGAGAAUUUGCAGGCCUAUGCCAGCAAAAUCAAUACAAGGCACCCUACACUUCAAUCGUCGGCCCGACCAUGUGCAGAAAAACCCAAUUACUCAAGGAGCUUGCUGCCCACGUGUGCGUAGUCUACAUCUGUCUCCGAGAUUGGAAAUUGACUGGCCAGCCCCCUCGUUCCAAACUCGCGGAUAACUUUCUCCCACACUUGUCACCUGAUUCAGGCUUGCUCAAGCACUAUACUCACUUAUUGGCUGCGAUCCUCAACACGGUUUCUAAAUUCUUUUCAAGGCCGGAUAUACUUCAAAAAGAAUUCAAAGCUCGAUUAACUGAGUGGUUUGACUACAGUUUUCAAAUUGACUCCACUUCAAAGGAUGAAUAUAACACCGACGUCCGAAAUGAACUGAAAGAGCUGCAGCAAAUCCCCUCAACGCCCACCAAAUCUCUUGUUGCUGCGGUACAUAAGGUGCCUCAAACGCUUGAAUCCAAAGAAGAUGGUAGACUCAGGGUUCUGCUGGCAAUAGACGAGGCCAGCAAGUUGAUCGAUCCCAUUGACACCGAGCUCGAUAUUCCAUACUUUUGUGUGCUUCGUCAGGCUUUAUCAGAAAUACCUUCCGGAAAUGGGGUCUUUGCCGUCUUCACCAAUACAUCUCCACAGAUCGCCAACUUCAACCCGUCCCAGAGCCAAGACCGUAGCUCAAGCCACCGCGGCUUUGGCCAUAAAUCAUUUGAGCCAAUCUACAGAAUCUCAUCACUCAAUGUGUUUGUCCCAAAAGCACCACCAAGCUCAUGGAAUGACUUGCUAUUGCCAGAACGGCUCUUUAGCUAUGGCUGCCCAUUUUAUGGGCUUUAUUUCAAGGAAAUCGUGAAGGAGAGACCAGAGACAGCCGUCGAAACCACGUCGCUGAUUGCCGAGACAAAAUUACUGCUGAACAGUCCAUCGGCUCCUUCAGGAUUGCUCCUUGAUCCAGACCCGGCUGGGCCACCCAUCAACUCAGAACUUGUUGCACGUCACGCAGCACAUUGCAUGUUCAUUGAUCUGGCUCGAGAAUUGAUUGUCAGCGACUAUCCCCCGCAGUUUGUCUAUGCUUCAGCGGCCAACCGUGUUCUUGCAUCCAACAAGACGUAUUGGAUUAAGUUCCGAUUGGAAGAUUUCCUCUGCACCUUAAGCGGGAAAGACCCACGUGAAAUGGAGUUUGGCUACAAAGACAACAAAACGCAACCCUUGGGAAAAGACAACAAAACACAACUCUUGGACCAAGGGCGGAUAUUUUUCAACCACUUUACCCGAAUUUCAUACACGCCCAGCGCUGCCUACUUUAUGGAGCUUUUGUACCGAGGUGUUGCGGUUCAAUGCAAGAGUGGGCAACCUGGACUUGACAAGCUUUUUCCGAUCUAUCUUGCACCCACAUCUGAAUCUCCAGAGCUAGAACACAGAAACAUCACCUUUUGUGGUGUUCAAACAAAACACCAGACAGGUGACGUUGACUGGAAGCAGAGUCCCAACUGGUCCAAAAGUUAUGCCAAUAUUGAAGGCAUCAAAAAUCCCUAUCUCAUUCUGUUAUUCAGCUUGAGGACCACCGGUUGUAGGGUCACACCAUGGACAGACCCGACAUCCGUCGAUGACACCGGAAGAGUUUCUUACCAGUUUCUUGGCCUGGACGAAAUCCACUGUCUUACCCCUAACAUACACUCUGCACUAGAGCGGCUGAUUACCGCAAUACUGGAUGACUUACUGGAGCUUCGCAAUCAAUCUGAUGAGCCAACCAAACAAUGGGUCCAGCAAUUGAACCCAGUGAUCCUCAAACUUCCCAAAACCGGCUAA
Messenger RNA from Puccinia graminis f. sp. tritici CRL 75-36-700-3, 2295 nucleotides. RefSeq lists its product as uncharacterized. The record is from RefSeq and is a predicted model, not a curated record. Bases 1 to 2295 code for a protein of 764 amino acids. The transcript has 5 exons. NCBI's taxonomy places the organism in Eukaryota, Fungi, Basidiomycota, Pucciniomycetes, Pucciniales, Pucciniaceae.